GGAGCUCAGGCAAGGGGGCAGGUUACCCACCAGGCCAGUGGCUGAACCUGAGCCUCCACGUGCCACAAGGGCCCUGAGGAGGAAUGGCCGCCGUGGGCAGGCUGCUUGGUCUGCUGCGGCAGCCCGUGUUGACAGGGUAUGCUCUGGUGCAUGCCCGCCUACAUACAUCCUCCCGGCAGGCCGACAGCAACAGGGCCUCGCUCACACGUGUGCACCGACAAGCCUAUGCACGCCUCUACCCUGUGCUCCUGGUCAAGCAGGACGGCUCCACCAUCCACAUCCGCUACCGGGAGCCACGACGAAUGCUUGAGAUGCCUGUGGACCUGGACACCCUGUCCCCAGAGGAGAGGAGGGCACGGUUCCGGAAACGGGAGGCCUAGCUCCGAAAGAAAGAGAAGGAGGAGCCAGAGCUCAGUGAUGACUUUGACAUGGAGCAGUACAAGCGGUUUUGGACAAAAAAGUGAUGGGUCUGGAAGCUGCCUGCGUGGGGGAUGUGAUUUCGGGGAUGGUGUGUCUUUACAUG
Messenger RNA from Mustela lutreola (European mink), 523 nucleotides. Its product is annotated as large ribosomal subunit protein mL55-like. Gene Ontology annotation, molecular function: structural constituent of ribosome. NCBI's taxonomy places the organism in Eukaryota, Metazoa, Chordata, Mammalia, Carnivora, Mustelidae. Gene Ontology annotation, cellular component: mitochondrial large ribosomal subunit. Bases 84 to 380 code for a protein of 98 amino acids. The transcript has 2 exons. Gene Ontology annotation, biological process: translation. The record is from RefSeq and is a predicted model, not a curated record.